AUGGAAAGUACAGGGAGGCUGAACGAUGCCUUACCUACUAGCAGGGUGCGGACAAAGAAGGAAGAGAUAAGGUUGUAUACUGAUGCAGCUAUAUCAGCUAAACGAGCCAGGACUGGACAAGGGAUUAUAACAAGGAAUUGGAAAGGACAGCUUUCGAAAGCAAAAGGAAUUGUCACACAGGGAAAGGGAUCGGCAAGUGAAGUGGAAGCUCGGGCUGUGAGAAAUGCUCUACUGAUGGCUACCCAAGCAGGUUGGACAAAAAUUAUAGUCCAUACAGACUGCAAAUCAGUGGUUGAGCAGAUUACUAAAUGCAAGGAGUAUGACUACAUGACUGUAACUAUCUUAGAAGAUGUGCAGGAACUUAGUCUAGCUUUUGAAAGAUGUUCCUUUGUGUUUAUACCUAGAACUGAAAAUCAAAUCAGCCAUGAAUUAGCACAAUAUGCUGUGAAGCUUGUACAUGAAAUUGAAUGGGAGAAUGAUUUCCCAAUAUGGCUGACUGACUUAACUAGGACGGAUAUGAGGGUAGUAUCCCCUUUUUGUAACUAA
Molecule: messenger RNA, 546 nt
Organism: Coffea eugenioides
Lineage: Eukaryota; Viridiplantae; Streptophyta; Magnoliopsida; Gentianales; Rubiaceae
Exons: 1
Coding region: 1-546 (181 amino acids)
Molecular function (GO): nucleic acid binding; RNA-DNA hybrid ribonuclease activity
Source: RefSeq, a predicted model, not a curated record